This is a messenger RNA of Arachis duranensis, 759 nucleotides long. Its product is annotated as auxin-induced protein AUX22-like. The coding region runs from base 112 to 687 and encodes 191 amino acids. Gene Ontology annotation, biological process: regulation of DNA-templated transcription. Lineage: Eukaryota; Viridiplantae; Streptophyta; Magnoliopsida; Fabales; Fabaceae. The record is from RefSeq and is a predicted model, not a curated record. The transcript has 3 exons. Gene Ontology annotation, cellular component: nucleus. Gene Ontology annotation, molecular function: protein binding.
CAAAAAGCAUUGUUUCUUCACUAUAUAUAUUUUCUUAUCAAAACAAGAGGGGAGGGAAAAAAAAUCAUUCUCAAAAUACAAAAGAAUUUAAUUUUGAUAUACUGAUAGAGUAUGGCUAGAGAAGGUCUCGGAUUUGAAAUCACGGAGCUAAGGUUAGGUUUACCCGGCGAACCUAAAAGUUUGGUGAGUACUAAUAAGAAUGAGAAGAAGAGAAUGUUUUCCGAGAUUGAUGACAACGGUGAGAAAGAGAAGAAGAGUAACACUGGGGGCAACCUGAAGACUACUGAGUCGAAGGCUCAGGUCGUAGGGUGGCCUCCAGUGUGCUCGUACCGGAAGAAGAACAGCAUGAAUGAGGCUACAAAGAUGUAUGUGAAGGUUAGCAUGGAUGGUGCUCCUUUCUUGAGAAAAAUUGAUUUGGGAAUGCAUAAGGGAUACUCUGAGUUAGCCUUGGCCUUGGAGAAGCUCUUUGGUUGCUAUGGAAUGGGGGAAGCAUUGAAGGAUCCAGAGAACUGUGAACACGUUCCCAUUUAUGAGGACAAAGAGGGUGAUUGGAUGCUUGUUGGAGAUGUUCCUUGGGAAAUGUUUAUGGAAUCAUGCAAGAGGCUUAGGAUUAUGAAGAGAUCAGAUGCGUGGCAAAUUGAAAAGACAUAUAUAGAGAUAGAUGAAAUUAAAGAAAAAAAUGUUUAGUCUUCUAAUUAAUUAAUGUUGUUGUGCACGUUUUGAUGAUCAUGAUUAUUAUUAUUUUAUUAUUAUUUUAUA